Culicoides brevitarsis is the source of this 2781-nucleotide messenger RNA. It is a transcript of the gene Best1, whose product is annotated as bestrophin-4. The transcript is spliced from 7 exons. The record is from RefSeq and is a predicted model, not a curated record. Gene Ontology annotation, molecular function: chloride channel activity. Bases 407 to 2437 code for a protein of 676 amino acids. NCBI's taxonomy places the organism in Eukaryota, Metazoa, Arthropoda, Insecta, Diptera, Ceratopogonidae.
ACAUACACAAUUAAAUCAACAGCUGAUUCACACACGAGACACGACCGCAAUCUGCAAUGGUAUUAAAGUAACUCUUCAGUUCGCGAUGUUCAGUUGAAUGAAGUAGACUUUGAUGAAAGGUACAACAACAGCAACAACAACAGUGACAUACAAAAAGGAGUAUCUGCAUUGCGAACGAUUUUUCGGUGUGCAAAAAGACAUUAAAAGGACGUUAAAUGUUAUAACAAAAAUUCAAUGAUUUUCGUAGCAAUUUUUAUUUAAUUUAUUGUGUCCAAAAAAGUCCUUGAAAAAUAAAAAUUUAAGUGUUUUUGUCAUGAAAAAGUGCUUUAAAACCGAUUCCUGUGAAAAUUGUGAUUGGUAGUUUUUAUAAAAAAAAAAAAUAUUUUUAAUAAAUUAAACAAAAAAAAUGACGAUAACAUACACAGCACAAGUAGCAACCUGUAAAGGAUUUGGAUGCUUUUUAAAACUUUUGUUCAGAUGGCGUGGCAGCAUUUACAAAUUAGUAUGGCUGGAUUUAACUUGCUUCCUGUUUCUGUAUUACUCCCUCAAUAUUACCUACAAAUUUUUAAAUCCUGAUGAGAAAAGAAUCUUUGAGGCAAUUGUAAAAUAUUGUCAUGUAUAUACAAACCAAAUUCCGCUAUCCUUCGUGCUCGGUUUCUACGUUAGCAUUGUGAUGAACCGUUGGUGGGGUCAAUACACGAGCAUUCCGUGGCCCGAUCCGAUUGCCGUCUUUGUGAGCACAAACAUUCACGGACAAGAUGAACGAGGACGUGUGAUGCGUCGUACCGUAAUGCGCUACGUUUGCCUUUGUCUCACAAUGGUCUUCACAAAUAUCUCACCGCGCGUGAAAAAACGUUUCCCAACAUUGGAUCAUCUGAUAGAAGCCGGUCUUCUCAAUGAAAACGAAAAAAGUAUCAUGGAUGACUUGAAUGAAAAAUUUCCGCGUCACUCAAAGCAUUGGUUGCCAAUUGUGUGGGCUGCAAGUAUCAUAACACGCGCUCGAAAGGAAGGCAGAAUAAGAGAUGAUUUUGCUGUAAAGACAAUAAUUGACGAAUUAAAUAAAUUCCGUGGUCAAUGUGGUUUACUCAUCAGUUACGAUACCAUCAGUGUUCCUCUUGUCUACACGCAAGUAGUAACUCUCGCAAUUUACUCGUAUUUCGUCACAUCAAUUCUCGGGCAACAAUGGGUCGAAAACAAGAAAAUCGAAGAAGGCGUUUACAACAUUGUCGAUAAUUACUUCCCGAUUUUCACAACGCUUGAAUUUUUCUUCUACAUGGGAUGGUUGAAAGUGGCUGAGCAGCUGAUCAAUCCUUUCGGCGAAGACGACGACGAUUUCGAGGUGAAUUGGAUGGUCGAUCGUAACUUGCAAGUGUCGUACUUAAUUGUUGAUGAAAUGCAUCACGAGCAUCCCGAACUGCUGAAGGAUCAAUAUUGGGACGAAGUCUUCCCCACGCAACUGCCGUAUACCGUGGCUUCCGUGCAAAAUAAGGAGCAAGAACCGCAACCGUCAACCACGAAUAUUGAAGUGAAGAAGAAGCAGGCGGAGGUUAUUCCGGUGUCACAAUCAACAAAUCGCCUCGAAGAUAUGGUCGGUAAAACUUCUAAUAGUGUUAUUUACAGAUUCCCAGAAAAAGAAGGAGAAAUAGUGGAUGGCAAUGAAAAGGGCGAGGAGGAUGACAAUACGAGCGGCAUUCACUUCUCCGCGACCCGUCACAGAACAACCUCCGGAUCCUCCAACAGCAUGCACAGCAUCGCAGGCACCAUGUCUCGCGUCAAUACUGUCGCUUCUGCCCUCAAACGUUUCCUGAGUCGCGAUGAAAGUCGCACGAACGUCACAACGCCCGAAGCUCCCACAAAACUGCCCGGCUCCGCAAGCAGUGCGAGUCUCACGCAUCGCCAAAUCUCCCAUCCAGCGGGAAGUGUUCGCAUCACCGACCAAGUAAUCGAAGAAGUUGACGAACAAAUGACAAUUACGUCGACAAAAGGACACGAACCGCGUCCCAACGUUCAAAGCAUAUUCCAGCCACCGCCAGAAGUUCCCGUCGAAUAUACUCGUUCCGUCUCCAACAACAUCCCGAUGGAAGCGAUGCUGCCCAAAGGCGGUGUCGAUGCUCUUUUGGGCGUUCCCUCGAGUGUUCCGUCGCACAAAGAUGUCGAUCAGGGCGACAGUCGAGGCGAAGGAGGAGAAUUAGACUACAAUUUGCCCGUUGACGAGUUCGAGUUACUCAAAGCGAAGCGCGAACAAGAACGUCUCGAGCGGCAACAAGAGUUACUUGCGCGAACAAUCAGCACGCAACCCGCAAUUCCGCAUCCCGAACAACAGCUAGACACGGAUUUGCUGCUGGAAAAUCUCCAUACUUUGGCUGCCGAUAUGACAGCUGAACAACAACAACAACAACAAGACAAAUCAGCAGGCGGCGGCGAUACUCAGUUAUGAUCGAGCUUGUACCAGAAUGUUAGAUCGGCCUCGUUUUACGUUAAUUAUCCUUACGAAGAGGAGGAUGACGCUGUUUCAAGGCAGCACGUUAAUUUUAUACCUGAUUAGACUUUUUUUUGUUAAUUUUUGUCGCUGCUAUUAGAUGUAAGAAAAAAAGAGCGCCUUUAAAAUUCGAAUUUUGUAAUAAAAAAAAAAAUUAAGAAUCUUGUAUCUAAAACAGUAUUUUUCUAAUAAAAAAGCACAAAAUAAAAUUUUAAGAAUCAAAUCACACAAAAAAACGAAAGAGACAAAAUGUUACUGAUUAUAUAGAUAUUUUUAAUAAUUAAUUAAUUAAUUAACGAAAC